Messenger RNA from Corticium candelabrum, 769 nucleotides. RefSeq lists its product as uncharacterized. The record is from RefSeq and is a predicted model, not a curated record. The coding region runs from base 17 to 769 and encodes 250 amino acids. Lineage: Eukaryota; Metazoa; Porifera; Homoscleromorpha; Homosclerophorida; Plakinidae. The transcript has a single exon.
CAACUGACCACAAACCAUGUGGAAGCUGCGGAAAAAAGGUUAUCCCAGAGACAAAUGCCGUUUCCGAGGAGCGGAAUGCCAUUACUGCAAGAAGAAAGGCCACAUUGAAGCCGCAUGCCACAGCAAACAAGCUAGGAAGGUCAGGUGUAUUACCAUAGUCUCUAUCAUAAAUGAGAACGAUGCACCACAAAUACAUAUCCCGAUCACUCAACGGGGGAGACGCCACCUGUUUUUGAUUGACACUGGUGCCAGAACCAAUUUCCUCUCACUGACAAGAUGGAAAUCAAUUGGCAAGCUGCCACUCAAACCGACCACUGCAGAAUAUCGUUCAGCAUCGUGUCACUCCAUAUUUAUUCUCGGUACCGCAUGCGUGGACUCAUUGCUACAGACCGGAGACGAGACAGUUCGCAAGCAACUGGAGUUUACAGUUACGAAACUAAACCUAAAUCUUAUCGGAUUAGACACAGUUUUGGAAAGCGGCAUCCAACUCGACCGUCUUCUUUGCAAGUCUACAAAUAACGCACCGGUACAUAUGAUCUCAACUCACAAGUCUCUCCAAGCAGCCUGCGAACAACUCACACAGGAGUUUCCUAACUUAUGGAAAGAUGAACUGGGAUGUUUGAAGAACUUUCAGUUCAAAAUAGAGUUUAAACGGACGUCACACCGGUCUUUUGCAAAGCUCGUACUGUGCCAUUUGCAAUACAGGACGACCUAUCUCGAGCAUACGACAAAGGCAUUGAUCGGGGCCUUUGGAAGCAAGUACAAUUGA